Molecule: messenger RNA, 375 nt
Organism: Camelina sativa (false flax)
Lineage: Eukaryota; Viridiplantae; Streptophyta; Magnoliopsida; Brassicales; Brassicaceae
Product: polyubiquitin-like
Molecular function (GO): protein binding
Source: RefSeq, a predicted model, not a curated record
AUGCAGAUCUCGCUUACUACGGUGAAGGGAAAGAACAUAAACCUUGAAGUGGAGGAUAGCUCGGACAUCAUCGACCUCAAGAUCCACGGACCUACACGUCAAUUGGUUCUUGGCCUUGGUCCGGAUCCUGGUCCGGGUGUAGUCAUGCGGAUUUUUGUAUCGACUAUAAAGGAGAAAACAUUCAUCCUAGAGGUUAAGGGGUCCGAUACCAUUAAAAAUGUCAAGACCAUGAUCCAUGAUCAAGGAGGACCCCCAGUGGACCAGCUGAAUCUGAACUUUCAUGGCACGAAGCUUGAAAACAGUCGAACCAUAGCUGACUACAACAUCAGACCCCGCGCGAACCUUGUCAUUAUUCAGAGUGGUUGCAUUUGCUGA